Molecule: messenger RNA, 530 nt
Organism: Moneuplotes crassus
Lineage: Eukaryota; Ciliophora; Spirotrichea; Euplotida; Euplotidae
Source: the annotation of a GenBank genome assembly
AUGAGUCUCCCUACAAGCACAAAGCACAGAUUGCUUCUUGAUUACAACAGAAAGAGAACUAAUAAGUAUGAAGGUUAUAUGAAGAAGAAGACUGAGAGAAUGGAGAAAACUGGAGAGAAGCCUUUUAUGCAUACUGAUCAAUAUGAUACUUUGGACCAAGAGUGUAAGGCCUUGUACAAAAGGUUAGCAGAAGAUCACAAAAACAAAGAUGUAAGAAAGAAGAUAGUUAAAUAAACUAGUGGAGAAACCAGAAAAUACCAUUUCUCCCACUAUGUGGCUCCAAGUAAACCCAGCUUACAGACUUGAAGACAAUCAUAAGACUCAUUUCAAUGAAACUUUUGGCAAAAAUAUAGACAACAAAGACGAAGUUGACAAAGUCUACUUCAGAAGGAAGGACAAUCUCUCUGAUUACGCCGAGGCUUUAUUCCAGACCAAGAUCGUCUUGAGCAAGAAAUAAUGCAACCAUGGGCCCAAGCGCAGCUUCCUAAGCUGGGAUAGAAUAUCUCUUCUGUUCCUAAUAGACUUAUGCC